GGUUACUGACAGAUUGUAAUAACGUUCUUCUCUGACUCCAUGUUUCAACAAACAAAAAUUUGGGGAAAAUUAGGGCUUCCGAUUUGAAUUACAUUUCGUGUUCAAUCACUCUCGGUUAAUCAAUUUGAGCAAUCCAUGGGCUUAUCAUCUGCUGCUACGACAAUGGCGGAGGGUUUACAGCUUUGCGUAUUCGAUUUGAGGAGGGGACAGCAAGAAGGGCAAGAGCUGGACAAGAUAUUGUUCUUCUUUCCGGCUGAUUUGCCAUUUUCGACGCAGCUUUCUGUGAUUGGCCUCAGCGAAGGACUCAUCACGUUUACGAGAAUUUUCUCUCCAGAGGCUGCUUGUGAGGUAAUAGAAGCAGAGAGGCACUCCCAUGUUUUUUACGAGGCAGAGCCCGACAUUUGGAUGGUGAUGGUGGUGGAGAAAAGUAAAGAGUCAGAAGCUAUUUGGAGGGUUGAUGCAUUAAGAAAGGUUCUCAUGGAAGUCCAUUCACUUUUUACAAUGUUUAAUGGAUCUAUAAGAGCAUUGCUCGAGAAAGAGCCGGGUGGGGAGCUAGUGCGAUCUCAUUUGUACCCUUUCGUAAUGGAUUAUCUAUGUGCAUAUCAAAAGCGGUCUCCAUUGGAUGGGUGCUGCUGGGUUUUCCUCUCUGAGGCAGAUUUUCUUGCUGGGAAGAAACUUCUAUUGCCAUCAUUCCGUGACUGUUUAAAAGAGCGGGGAACUGUACAGAUGCUGACUGUGGGGCGGGAGGCUGCAAUUGAAGUUCAGUCACUUGCUAGGGUAAUUGAAUCCUGUACUGGGAACGCGCCAUGCUACUCGAUGAUUUUGUUUCAGGAUCUGCUGGUGUCCACAACACUUUCUCCUGAUGACACAAUGAACUUAUUUACAUACGCUGUUCUAAGAUUGACCCCACGUGCAUUAUCUUCUGGUGUAAGUUCAUGGUCCUAUUUAAGGAAAGGAACUGCACCUCAUGUGGCCACUGCAUCUAUGUUAUCCCAUUACCGUACUAUUUCAGAACAGUUUUAUGCCUCUCGUGAUAUCUCUUCUGCCGUAGAUAAUGGUAAUCGAGUAACACGACCCUUACGUCAUAACAAGUGGUCAAAGGGGAAGGAUGGUUUUCUUGUCACUGAUAUUUGGGGCAUGGAGGCUGGUAGUUCGGUUGCUUCAACUCCAACAGUGUUGCUUCGCCAGUCAGAGGAUAGAAUGUAUCUAUGUCCUCAUCAGCAUAAAAACCUCACCAUAGUUUUUCUUGUUCCUGUUUCUUCCAUGCCAAACGGGGAGCAAGGUGUUUCAGUGAUGAAGCAGCAAUUUCUUGAAAAUGCUGCCCUGAAAAUAUUGAAAGUUGAAGAAAAAUUAUCAAAGGGAUGGGGUGGUGAGAAUGCUUAUCACGUUAGUGGCUAUCGUUAUUUACUUGUGGAUGGUGACAGAAAUGUAUCAAGGGCUUCUCCUCCUGGAAAAGUUGCAACGCUUACAAAGGAAUCAUUUCUGGCUUUAAAUAAGCUUAGAGAAGAGGUUGAUUUGGAUAAAUCUAGAGCACAAUGGGAUAAUGCUGGUCAUGAAAAAGAACUGGAAGUGAGCAUUAGAGCAAAAAACAAUGCUUGGGUUAUUGCUAGGGUUACAAGAGGGAAGGAACUUUAUAUGGCACUAGAAAAAGCCAACGAAACUCUUCUUUAUGCCUCCAAUGCUAUUGAGAAGUUCAGCGACAAGUACUGCAAUGGAGCUUUUUCGUUGGAUUAGGAGGCAUCUUUUGGUUUUUGACGUCAAUAUGCUCGCGUUCUUGGCGAGAAUCGUUGUUAAUAUAAGCAUAAAGCUAAUCUAUGAGCGCACAAAAUGAAAGAGGAAUGAUUGGUGUACUCGCAUGUUAAGCAUUCUCCUGGAUCCUGCCUCAACGCUCCACAAUUGAAAUGGUACUCUUUCACAGCAGUAAUAGGUUCAGCUGUGACAUCGUUCACAAGGAAAUAUAGAAAUAGUUUUGUUAUAUAUUUGUAUCAAUACUCGUAGAUUUGCAAGGCUUUUUUAAAAAUAAAUAAUAAAUCGUAGAUUGUCAGCU
Messenger RNA from Morus notabilis, 2047 nucleotides. RefSeq names its product vacuolar fusion protein CCZ1 homolog B. Gene Ontology annotation, biological process: vesicle-mediated transport. Gene Ontology annotation, cellular component: Mon1-Ccz1 complex; intracellular membrane-bounded organelle. NCBI's taxonomy places the organism in Eukaryota, Viridiplantae, Streptophyta, Magnoliopsida, Rosales, Moraceae. Bases 136 to 1734 code for a protein of 532 amino acids. The record is from RefSeq and is a predicted model, not a curated record. The transcript has 11 exons.